GGGAAGACAAUUUCUCUGGGGCGGGGGUUUCUAAAAUGGACCUGUAUAAAGAAGCCAUGGAGGUAGAUUUUGAAGACACUCCUAACCCACAAGCUCCAGAUAUGCUGGACACAAUGUUACAAGACGUGAAACCUUUCAGAGCGUUCCAUUCAGUCUCCUGGCUUGCCCAAAGUAGCAACAAUAUGACCAACGCUGAACUCGGAUUGUCCCAGCUGAUUGGGGAAUCUCACGCCUUACUCAACCCAUUGACCACAGAUUUGAGGACCUCUCCUUGCUCCAGAGACAGAAAGCCUCUUCAGGCCGAGGACACUGUACAACUUAUUUACCCAGGAAUUAUCCAACCAGAAACGGUCUCACUUCCACAGAGUCCAAGGACUGCCUUUGGGUUACCUCUGAAAAUGGACAACUCUAUGCCAGGAUCUUGUGUAGAGGACAGUCAGCAGUCUCCCUGCCUCAGCAGAACCCUGUCUCCUGCAGGGUCGUGGUGUAGUGAAUUAUCAAUCUAUGACUCCAAAGCUUCCCCAUAUUCAGUUGAACAACUGGUGACCUCGGUGGGUUCGUCUGAGUUACACAGCCCCGUGUUUGACCUUCAAAGCCCCGCUAUUGAUGGUUUGAGUCCCCUCUCACCAAGCAGUUCAGGUCCAGCCUCCCCAUCUACAGAUCUCCUGGGCAACAGCCCUCAGCUGGAGCAGCCAGACACACAGAUCUCCUCAAGCCCUGGAAACGCUAUUUCUGGUCGCAGGGGCAGUGAGGACUCUGGUUAUGGCUGUGAGGCUGGCCAACAAACCUCAUCAAAUGAAGAUACAGGCAAGAUGACCCGCAGACUGAGGACAGCUUUUACAUGUGAACAGAUUGCUACUAUGGAGAAAACCUUCAAAAAGGGGAAAUAUCUCACCCAAUCCAGUAGAAGAAAACUGGCAAACAAGCUCCAGCUGUCUGAAAACCAGAUCAAAACCUGGUUUCAGAACCGCAGAAUGAAACAGAAACGUGAAACUCAAGAUGUCAGGCACAGCUCAAUUUAUGCUGCCAACCUGUUUGGCCUUCCUGGUUACCAUCUUCAACAGCCUGGACCUCUCUAUGCCCAGCCUAUACACAGUGGACCUCAACCGAUGGCCUACUCUCAGCCACAAUUAAACUCUAUGACCGGAACCUACCCCUACCCCCUUCCUGCCUCAAACCCUUACAAUCCAUUAAAUGCUACAGUCCGUCCAAUGAUGUAUACACCACAGCAACCUGCAAUGUACCCUCCUGGAUACCAUGACCAGAGGUCAUACCCAAAACUUCAACCCCAUAUGUACCCACCAGUGUACCAUGGGGAGAGGCCAUAUUUUUAGAUGUUUACACAGACUGAAAAAACAUUCAUGUAGACUCGUUGAUUUUGAAAGAAAAAUAU
Molecule: messenger RNA, 1393 nt
Organism: Pelobates fuscus (common spadefoot toad)
Lineage: Eukaryota; Metazoa; Chordata; Amphibia; Anura; Pelobatidae
Product: homeobox protein vex1-like
Exons: 4
Coding region: 36-1334 (432 amino acids)
Biological process (GO): neuron projection morphogenesis; spinal cord motor neuron cell fate specification; regulation of DNA-templated transcription
Cellular component (GO): nucleus
Molecular function (GO): sequence-specific double-stranded DNA binding; DNA-binding transcription factor activity, RNA polymerase II-specific
Source: RefSeq, a predicted model, not a curated record